Messenger RNA from Brassica oleracea var. oleracea, 2245 nucleotides. RefSeq lists its product as uncharacterized. Lineage: Eukaryota; Viridiplantae; Streptophyta; Magnoliopsida; Brassicales; Brassicaceae. The transcript has 14 exons. The record is from RefSeq and is a predicted model, not a curated record. The coding region runs from base 509 to 2122 and encodes 537 amino acids. Gene Ontology annotation, cellular component: Golgi membrane; Ric1-Rgp1 guanyl-nucleotide exchange factor complex. Gene Ontology annotation, biological process: retrograde transport, endosome to Golgi.
CGAGCAAAUUCUCCCAAAAUAUAAUAAUAUUAAACAAAUGGGGGAAAUAAACGAGAAAAAUCAGAUCAGGAGCUGAAUUGAUCAUUCCCGGUUUAGUAGAAAUCCCAACCUUAAUGCUGCUUUCCUCCACAUUCUCUCGAUUCUAGCGACGGAGGAGGAUUCUAUCGCCGGCCAUUUGGCUCCGAAGGACUUACCCCCCGGCGUUGUCGUCCUCCGUACAUCUCUCUUUCUCUGCUUUCACGAACACAAGGUAGAAACUCAGUCUCUCUGCUGAAUCUGACUGUCAACGAGAUCUGUGAAAUUCUCGCGAAUUGGUUCUUUGAUCUGCCCGAUUCGCGUCGUCUUCUCUCUGGAUCUGAGUUUCGAUUUGAAGUAAUUGAUCUGUGAAACCUCGAAUCGGGGGUUUCUCGCUGCUCCUGCUCCAUUCAAGUCACGUGUAAGUCAUCAAUCCUCGGAGAGAGCUUCCCUGGAUCUAUUUCGAAUAGUUGUACACAGAGCCGUUGAAGCGAUGUUAUCGUCAAGGUUUUCAUUUUUGGGGAUUGGCAGUAGUUCCAACGAGGUUAAUGACUCUUUGAGUGGUUCUGGGACCAAGAUUAAGCCAACUCUAAGUGUGCAGACGGAUAAAGAUGUGUACAGGCCUGGAGAUUUCAUAUUUGUAACUCUUGAGGUUGGCUAUUCUGCUGUGAGGGAUCAUGAGAACGGGGCUAGCCCCUCGGUUUUGGUUGACAAGCUUAGUUUUGAGGUUAAGGGACUUGAGAAACUGGACGUUCAGUGGUUUUCUGCUCAAAAGCCAUCACCAGGAAGCAAAGGAAGAAGAGGUGAGCACAUCUUCCUUGACAGUUCAACACCAUCCUUGAUCUCUAAUCAACUCCUAUCUCCUGGUGCUAAGAUGACAUUAAUGGUUCGAGCUGCACUCCCACAGAUUAUACCACCUUCAUAUAAGGGUGCUACUUUACGUUACCAUUACUAUAUCAAGAGCACAUUAAGCGGAAGAUUGAUGGCAUUAGAAAACAGUCAAUUUUACAAAGACUCGACAAAAGAUUUCAUCGAAGUGGAGACUCGAGUCCCAAUUCAAGUAUGGGCAAUUCAGAAGAACAACGGGUUGCUUUUAGAGGAAAGUCACACCGAUGGGAUUGUUCCAACCAGUACCAUUCAGACAGAAAUAUACUGGAAAGGGAUGGAUGGGGACUCAGAAUGGACAAGAGCAAAUGACGCAUAUGAUAAUGGCGAGGAUGGAUAUGACAGUUCACGCGAUGAGAUCUCCUCUGUUUCUUCCUAUCCCAACAAAGGAAAUCUAAACAGAGCUUUUGGUAGUUCAGUGUCCUUGAAUUCUGGACCAAGAUUAUCUAUGAAUGCCACGUCAUAUAUUGAAGGUGUUGGAUCAUCUCCAAAAGAACUGGUCUCUCAGUUAUCAGCUGCUGUGGUGUCUUACGACUCUGGACCUGAUGGCUUUUCUCCUGGUAAAUCAUCAGAUUCCGUGAUUCCAAGCCAACAGCCCAAGCAGACAAAUGGCGCAGGAGCAUCUAACUCACCUGAAGCUGGAGCUGGAGUACCAAUUCCAUCAGAAAGAUUCACACGAGGAAGAUCUUACAACAUCAGAAUGGAUGACCAAGUCCUACUUAGAUUUUCUCCGAAGAAUGCAGACUCUACUUAUUACUUCAGCGACAACAUUGGUGGAACUCUUACUUUCUUCCAUGAAGGAGCUAGAAGAUGCCUCGAGGUCUCGGUUACACUAGAAACUUCAGAGACGAUAAACAGGAAAUUUGUUCAUCCGUCGAGGAGAAGUUCUCCAACGCAUACUAAGGUCCAAAGCGAUCACCAUGAAGUGGUGGCAGACCUUAUUCAGACCAGCUUUCUUUUCUCGAUUCCCACGGAUGGUCCAAUGUCGUUUACUACACCCCGUGUUUCUGUGCAAUGGAUUCUUCGGUUCGAGUUCCUAAUCACCCCGAAGGAUGUGGACUUGAGCAGGUAUGAACAUCCGUUGUUAGUCCCGGAAAGGGAAAAAAGCGAAUGGGUUCUUCCGAUCACGGUACAUGCACCACCACCCCGAACAUCAUCAUCACCUGCUCAAAACCGAGGCGAUAAGCUAUAUGGUUUGGAGCCUUCUUGGAUACGCAGCUAAACCACCUUAUGCAAUGUAAUUUUCUUUUAAUUCUCUUUUCGAAUGUUUACCACAAACUUUUGUUUUUCAUUUUAUAUACUAGUUUAUAAAUAAAAAAACCACCAUCGUCUGGUUUGAGAGCAA